Nerophis ophidion (straightnose pipefish) is the source of this 3044-nucleotide messenger RNA. It is a transcript of the gene hyal1, whose product is annotated as hyaluronidase 1. Gene Ontology annotation, molecular function: hyalurononglucosaminidase activity. Gene Ontology annotation, biological process: carbohydrate metabolic process; hyaluronan catabolic process. Lineage: Eukaryota; Metazoa; Chordata; Actinopteri; Syngnathiformes; Syngnathidae. Bases 185 to 1477 code for a protein of 430 amino acids. The transcript has 4 exons. The record is from RefSeq and is a predicted model, not a curated record.
AACACGUAUCCUGAUUGGUUGUUACACUUCCCCAUCUGUUUUUGAGCGCUUCCCCUUUUCUUGUUGAUCAUUUAGUCAUGAGACUGAUUUUAUGUGGUUUUGCUCUCAGAGCAUGUCUAAACUAUAAUUGACCAAUUCAUCCUUUUUUGCGUUUGAAGUCGAGAUACGGCGUCUUCAUCCUAACAUGCUGCUGUUCCUCACUGUGAUCAGCCAUGUUUCCAUGGCAACCUCAUCUUCUUUCCAGCUGCCCUUCUGGAUUGUAUGGAACGCCCCCUCUGCUGACUGCCUUUCCAAGUACAACGUGGAUCUUGACCUGGGAACGUUCGGCAUCGGCCAGAACCAGAACCAAACCUUCAUGGGUGAAAACAUAACCAUCUUUUAUUCAGAAAAACUGGGUCUGUAUCCCAGGUACAGCCAAGGGAAGGCGGUUUAUGGCGGGGUGCCUCAGAACGCCAGUCUGGACGAUCACCUGAGUGUUGCCAGAGAGAAUAUCAGUGCAUAUAUCCCUGACAAGGAUUUCCAAGGCUUGGCUGUGGUGGACUGGGAGAGCUGGAGACCUGUGUGGGAGAGAAACUGGGACACGAAGCAGGUGUACUGGGAAGGAUCGAAAGCCCUCGUCAGGUCUAGGCAUCCAGACUGGAAGCCUGCACAGGUGGACGCUUUAGCCCACGCAGACUUUGAGGUGGCGGCUAGAAAGUUCAUGGAGGAGACGCUGAAACUGGGCCAGAAGGAGAGGCCUGGCGGAUUGUGGGGUUUUUAUGGCUUCCCCGGCUGCUAUAACUCUUACAAAAACACCAACUACUCAGGCGAGUGUUCGGCCGUGGAGUCCAGGAGGAACGACCAGCUGGCGUGGCUAUGGAACGUCUCCUCCGCUCUCUAUCCCGACAUCUACCUAAGCUUGGAGCUGCGAGGCCUCAGCAAGGAAGUGUCCCUCUACGCUCAUUACCGCAUCCUGGAGGCCAUGAGGGUCGCAGCUCAGGCAUCCCGGCACGCCCCACCUGUCAUCCCCUACGCUUGCAUCGUCUACACUUACACGCUGGAGUUUCUCUCACAGGAGCAUCUUAUUGACACCAUCGGAGAAAGCGCCGCCUUGGGAUCUGCAGGUGUGGUGCUGUGGGGGAACAACAAUUUCUCCAGGUCUAAGGCAACUUGUGAUACCAUCAAGUGGUACGUCGAUAACACUCUAGGUCCGUAUCUGGUCAACGUCACCUCGGCCGCCGUCCUCUGCAGCCAAGCAGUAUGCUCCUCAAGGGGGAGGUGCGCCAGGAAGGACCCCAAGUCGCGGGUCUACCUCCAUCUGGACCCCGCAUGGUGGAAGGUGGUGGCCGCGAGGAAAGCAGAAGGCGGGCGGAGCUACGCCGUGAUGGGACGAGUCAGCGCACAGCAGGUAAUGCGCAUGAAGGCCCAGUUUGAGUGCAGGUGUUACCCAGGCUGGGCUGGGGAACGCUGCUCCACGCCCAACAGCAGAUUCUUUUAGAUUUGACUUUUAUUUUAUACUUUGACACAAGUCUUUUAGAAUGAAUGCAUUGGUUGCCAUUGUAACAUCGCCACAUAAGCCAAGUGUGUAAUCAAAAUGCUUUUGAAGCAAGAAUAAAACCCAAAUCCAACAUUUUUGAAAGGAAAUGAAAAGCUCUUAUUGUGUAGUAUUGUUGUCUAUCAACAGGGGGGGCACUUCUACAGCUAAUGGGCGCUUCAUAGAGGUCAAGUACUCUGAAGACCAAGUCAAUACUUGCUCAUUUUACAGCAGUUACACACAAUAAAAGGACUACAAAAGAGAAAAAAAUGGCGACCUUGGUGGAUUCAGUGGUGCUGUGAACAAUCUCGUAUUGUUUUUUUCCUGUCACUUUGAUUUUUUUCAGUCGUUUCGAAAAAAGGCUCCCACUGUGUACAUUCCAUCUUUUUUGGAGGGUUUUGAAAGUGACGAGAAGAUUUAUUUUUCUUGCUACAAAGUGAAUUUUGAAACGAUUUGUCUUAUUUACAGCAUAACCACUAAUGAUUUUAUUUUUUGAUUGUGCUUUGCUGAUUUGCAGAUUUUUUACAAACUUUAAACUGAUUUCACAAUUUACUCUGUUCCUGUAAUUAUAUUAAGGAGUUCAUGAGAAAGUGGAACCAAAAACUGGGUUCUCUUUGAUCGCAUGUAGAUUUAUCAACAUGUAUCUUGUGCAACACAACUAAUGUUGUAUCGGUGCUAAAUUUAUUACGGGAUGGCUCGGCAGCUGGUGGAGGGACCCUGUAGGAUGCAGAGACGGCAGGCGACGUGCAGUAAAAUGUUCUUUAAUUGGGAACAACCGAUGGAGCCCAACCGCUGUCAAGUCAGUGGACUACAGGUUACAAAUAACAAGGCAAAGACAGAUGCUAAAACGCUAAACCAAAGUAUGUAUCACUGCCAUACUGUAGAAAGAUUUGACACGAUGUAAAAGAAGGUCCUUUUUUUUUAUCUACUUUUGAAUAUUUUAUCUUUUCUUUAACUGACUUUUUAUAUUUGACUGUUUUACCUACUUUUUACCUUCUUUUACCUUUUCUUUUUUAUGGCUUUUAACUUUUUAACCUGUUUUACCUUCUUUCAGUUAUUUUUUUUAACCAAUUUUAUAUAUUUUACCUACUUCUUACUUUUUUUUUUUUACCUUUUUCAAUUAUUUUUCUACCUUUUUAACAUACUUUUUACUUUUUUUAAUUUCACCUUUUUUAAUGUACUUGUUACCUUCUUUUAAUUUUUACCUUUUUAAACGUACUUACCUUCUUUUACCUACAAUAAUCUACUUCUUACCUUUGUAGCGGUUGCUUUAAUGAGAUGAUUGACCACACCCGUUUACUUGACUUUGCUGUAACUUUUUGCUGCCAUGCUUCUAUAUUGCACAUAGCAGUGUUGGGAGUUGGUUAUCAUUCAAUUUUGCAGUCAAGAGCGAAUAAUUCCGUGCGGUCUCUUAAAAUGACCGUUAAAAUUUUAACCAAGGGUGCUGAUUUGUUUUGAACGCCAUUUUGAAUUGCUGAUGUUGCAAGUUGAUGUUUGAUUAAACGCCACACUCGUUUGUGUGUCAAAGAUA